AUGCACAUAUACCAAAAGAAAGAAGAAAGAAAUGGGAUAAGAAAAAGAGCGAGCGAGAGAGCAGAAAAAGGAUUGAUGGUUGGAUACGGGGAAGACAUCAAGGGUUAUAGAAUAUAUUUCUCGGAGAAGAAUACUGUUGAUACAAAGAGAGAUGUGGUUUUCUUGGAACAAGAAAAGAAUAAAAAGGGAGAACCAAUAAUAAUGUUUGACUCCAAGGAAGAAAAUAAUGGAGGUGAAGAAUCUCAAACAACCUCAGAAGUUACCCCUACAAACUUUGAUGAAGAUAGCUGUGAAAUCACUAUGUGUGAAAGUGUGUCUGUAAGUGAAUAUCAACCUUGUAGUGAUGAAGAAACUUCAUCAGAAGAGACAACACCAGUCCUAAAUGAAAGAAGCAAACGUGUGUUAAAACAAACCUCAUUCUACAAGUGUAAUAAUGUAUACAGUGAAGAAAGUGAGCCAGUGACAUACAAGGAUGCUAUGAGUAGAAAAGACGCUAGCAAAUGGAGUGAAGCUAUAGACAAAGAGUUGCAAACCUUAAAAGCGAACAAUACUUGGGACUAUUGUGAUGCACCAGUGAACACGAAGGUGGUGAGUAGCAAAUGGGUUUUUAAACUGAAAGGUGUAAGUAGUGUUAAACAAUAUAAGGCUAGAUUAGUGGCUAGAGGGUUUGAACAAGAAGAUGUGUUUGAUUAUUAUGAUAUUUAUGCACCAGUAGCAAGAUUAUCAACCUUUAGAGUGUUUGUUGUAAUAGCAACUAAAUUAAACAAGCCUAUAUACCAAAUGGAUGUAACUGGGGCAUUUUUGUAUGGGGAAAUAACUGAAGAUGUUUACAUUAGGUUGCCAGAAGGUAGGCUUCCUUUUCUGGUGACAAUAAUAUAG
Pieris macdunnoughi is the source of this 879-nucleotide messenger RNA. The record is from the annotation of a GenBank genome assembly. Lineage: Eukaryota; Metazoa; Arthropoda; Insecta; Lepidoptera; Pieridae.